Argentina anserina (silverweed cinquefoil) is the source of this 1327-nucleotide messenger RNA. Its product is annotated as AT-hook motif nuclear-localized protein 23-like. The transcript has a single exon. The record is from RefSeq and is a predicted model, not a curated record. Bases 262 to 1146 code for a protein of 294 amino acids. Gene Ontology annotation, cellular component: nucleus. Gene Ontology annotation, molecular function: minor groove of adenine-thymine-rich DNA binding; DNA-binding transcription factor activity. Lineage: Eukaryota; Viridiplantae; Streptophyta; Magnoliopsida; Rosales; Rosaceae.
UCCAACUUUUAUCAUUUCUCUCUCUAUCUCUCUCCUCCUCCUCCUCCUCAAAGCUUCCUCUUCCUCUCGAUUUAGUACCCCCUCGCUUUCUCUGCACUCGAUUCCCUUUGUUUUCUAUUCGUUGUUCUAGGGUUUCAAAUUAUUCUGAGGCUCUCCUUUCUCCACAAACCCCAUAUAAUAUUAACGCUCUCCUUCAUAUAUUAAAAUCCCCCAUUUUUUACUAUAUUUUUCUUGUUUUCUGUUCUCUUUAGCUCUCUGUGUAUGGCUGGGUUAGACUUGGGUUCAGCAUCUCGCUUGUUUCAUCAGCAGCUUCAGCUCCCUGACCUUCAUCUCCAGAGACCGCCGGAAUCUGAAGAUCAUGACUCCAACCACAGAAACCUCUUCAACUCGGAUCACCACCACCAAAUCGAAGUGGGUGAUGAUGACAGCAAUCUUCACCAAGGGCUUGAUCUUGUGACCCCAAACUCCGGAGGCUCAGGUGGAGAUGGUACUGCUCGGAGGUCCAGGGGCCGGCCUCCCGGAUCAAAAAACAAGCCCAAGCCGCCGGUGAUCAUUACCCGGGAGAGCGCCAACACCUUGAGAGCUCAUAUUCUGGAGGUCAGCAGCGGCUGCGAUGUGUUUGACUGCGUUGGAACCUACGCACGGAAACGGCAGCGUGGGAUUUGCGUGCUGAGUGGGAGUGGGAUGGUGACCAACGUGACCCUGCGUCAGCCGGCUGGGGCUGGCGCUGUGGUUACGCUACACGGCAGGUUCGAGAUCCUCUCGUUGACCGGCUCAUUCCUGCCGCCUCCUGCCCCACCAGGCGCCACCAGCUUGACGAUAUUCUUGGCAGGCGGUCAGGGUCAGGUCAUCGGAGGAAAUGUUGUGGGACCUCUCAUAGCAUCAGGGCCUGUGAUCGUCAUAGCUUCUUCCUUUACCAACGUGGCUUAUGAGAGGUUGCCGUUGGAGGAGGAAGAGGAGCAGUUUCAGAUUCAGCCGCCUGUGCCGCAGUCGUCCGGCGGUGGCGGAAGUGGAGGAGUAGGCAAUAGCAACCCAUUUCCAGAUUCGUCUUCGGGGCUUCCCUUCUUCAAUCUGCCCCUGAAUAACAUGCCUCAGCUACAAGAUAGUUGGGCUGGAAACCCUACUGGGCGGUCAUCAUACUCAUAGUUUUGUUCUAAGCUAGGUCAGGUCAGAGAAAUCGAUAUUUGCAUCAAUUAAGAGCUCAUUUGAACCCCCUUCGAUCAUCUGUACAAUUGUUUCUUGCUUAGUUUUCCUUCAAUCUCUUGUCGUUAUAACUGGUUUCUAUUUCUUAAUUUAAGUGCUUUUUAGUGUGUUGCUUGUUUGCCAA